CUCCUCCCACUCGCCUCUGCUGACUCGCGGGCCCAAGGGGGGGGGAGGAUGGUGGGGGCUGGCCUCCCCCCGCCGGGGCUGCUGGCGCUGGGGGCCGCCUUGCUGUGGCCGCCCUGCCAGGGCAACUGCGGCGAGCUGAAGUGCGGCGAGCAGGAGAGCUGCUGCAACUACGGCAACUUCACCUCGGCCGAGUUCAAGUGCUGCAAGCUGCCCUUCCACACCUUCCUCGACAACGUGGGCUGGUUCGUGCGCAAGCUCUCGGGGCUGCUCAUCCUGCUGGUGCUCUUCGCCAUCGGCUACUUCCUGCAGCGCAUCAUCUGCCCCAGCCCGCGCAGGCACAACCGGCGGCGCCCGCGGCCAGGCCAGAGGGGCGACGACGACGACGAAGAGGAAGGAGAGGAUGACGGCGACUCGGACUCGCCCGGCGGCCGGGGAAGGGGCACCCCGCUCAACGUGACGGCCGCCACCUCGCAGGACUCGCUGCUGGACAGCCGGAGCCGCGACCCGCUGCCGCCGCCUCUCUUGCACGUGGUCUCGCCCGUCUUCUUGCAGCUGCCCAGCUACGAGGAGGUGAAGUAUUUGCCCACCUACGAGGAAUCCAUGAGGCCGCCGCAGCAGCCCCUCGUCCUGCCGGUCACCAGCCUGGCCACGGGCAGCGGCAGAGGCCUAGCCGAGUCGGACUGCUGGGCCGGGGGCAGCUGAGCCGCUGGGCGCUCCUGCAGGCGCACUCCCCCAACCUCGCCUGCCCGGGGAGUGGAUUUCCCCUCCAGGGUUUCCCCCAGGCGCUGCCCACGUGGCUGGCGGGAAAGCGCCCUAUUCCGACGAGAGAGAGCUCUGAAGACGCUGGGUAGGGAUGGGGAAGGGAGUGGGGUGGCCUGGGGCCCUUUACGCCUUGCAAAGUUGCACACUUAAGAGACUUAAACUGUCGCGGAAGAGGGAGGAACGAAGGAAGGGGCGACCCUCCAACGCGCGCCCGCCAGUCAGCCUUCCAACCCCGCCGGCCUGGCCGUCUGCGAGACCCUGAUGAUUGUAUGUCUUAUCAUAAGUGCCUAGUUGAAUGUGUGAAAAGGCGUUCGGGAAGAAUUGUUGUGAUUUGCCUUUCCCCCUUCCUCCCCCGCUUUUGUCUGUCUUGCGGGGAUGCCUUGUUUUGUUUUCUGAAACCAUUUCUUGCCGCAGAUUAAAAUGAUGGAAGA
Heteronotia binoei (common prickly gecko) is the source of this 1193-nucleotide messenger RNA. RefSeq names its product chromosome 6 C3orf80 homolog (gene C6H3orf80). Lineage: Eukaryota; Metazoa; Chordata; Lepidosauria; Squamata; Gekkonidae. Bases 49 to 702 code for a protein of 217 amino acids. The record is from RefSeq and is a predicted model, not a curated record. The transcript has a single exon.